Messenger RNA from Mya arenaria, 1686 nucleotides. Its product is annotated as trafficking protein particle complex subunit 3-like. Gene Ontology annotation, cellular component: cis-Golgi network membrane; TRAPP complex; cytosol. Gene Ontology annotation, biological process: intra-Golgi vesicle-mediated transport; endoplasmic reticulum to Golgi vesicle-mediated transport. The transcript has 5 exons. The record is from RefSeq and is a predicted model, not a curated record. Lineage: Eukaryota; Metazoa; Mollusca; Bivalvia; Myida; Myidae. The coding region runs from base 95 to 637 and encodes 180 amino acids.
UUUUGCAAGCGCCGUGUGACCUUGAUGAUUAUAGAUAAAAAAAAUAUAUAAAUUCAAGAGAUUUUCCUUUUUAUUCACUUAUUCAAAAACUGCAAUGUCUAGACAAGCAAAUCGAGGAAGUGAUCCACGAAAAGUUAAUGGUGAGCUGUUUACACUGACAUAUGGCGCCCUAGUUGCCCAGCUGCUGAGAGAUUAUGAGGAUGAUGAGGAGGUGAACAAACAGCUGGAAAAAAUGGGCUACAACAUUGGUGUUAGACUGAUAGAGGACUUCUUGGCAAGGUCAAAUACGGGUCGGUGCAAUGACUUCAGAGAAACUGCAGAUGUUAUAUCAAAGACUGCCUUCAAGAUGUACCUGGGCAUCACCCCAGUAGUCAGCAACUGGAGUCCAGCUGGUGAUGAGUUCUCCCUGCUCAUAGAGAAUAACCCCCUCAUAGACUUUGUCGAGCUUCCAGAUGGCCAUAAUGUACUCAACUAUUCCAAUCUGCUCUGUGGAGUUCUCAAGGGGGCUCUUGAAAUGGUACAGAUGGAUGUUGAUGUUCGAUUUGUACAGGAUCAACUGAAGGGUGACAACAUCACAGAGCUUCGACUGAAGUUUAUACGGAGGCUGGAGGAUGCUGUGCCUGUGGGGGAAGACUAGCUGGGGAUGUGGCAUCCAAUUUGGCUGUUGUGCUGACUAGGUGCAGGAAAACUUGUAUCAACAUGAACUUGUGCCACUACAUUGUUUCCCUGGAUUUUGAGAUGUUAUCCCAUAGAUAUUCUAUUGUUAAAAUGCUGAGUGUCAGCUAUAAUAUGUUGAGAUCAAUGGCAAUUUGUCAUAUUGAUCUUUAAGUGACUUUAACUAUACUUCAUGUUCUUAACUUUUUUUAAUCCUACUGUAGGCUAAUAUUAUUAACUAUUGUAUCACAAAUUGUCAGAUUAUCAAGAACUUAAGCUGAAUAUUUAUAUAUAUAUGUUGAUGGUCACAAAGCAAAUUUAAAGCUGUACUUGCAAAAUCAAACUUUGCCUAUACUGACAAUUAUAAUAACUAUACAGAAAUAUUCAUCUGAAAUAGUGAUCAUACAAUACAACCUUUAAUGGGAUGACCCCACUGUUUUUUUCUAUGUAACAUGUUUAAAUAUAUAUAUAUGAGAGCACUUCUCCAAAUAUUUACGACUGUGUAGUGAUAUAAAAAUCCUUGUUGAAACUGGAUCUUUGAUUAAAUAACUAUUAUACGUUUGCAUGGGACCAAGAAGUGUUUGUAUCUUGAAGGACUUUUUUCAGUGAUGUAUUUUAAGUCAAGUAAUUCCUUAUUGUAAUAAAUGUUAAUUUAACAGGGAAAAGGUCUCUGUUGGGAUGCAAAUCAUCAUGUAUUGCAUGUACAAGAAGUACUUGAGCUUUUUACUUGAACAACAUUGUUAUUGUUUCUUUCAUUGUACAAACUGUUGUUGUUAAUGCCUUCAUACUAUAAAGAUAAUACUAAUGACUUCCAAAGAUCUAUUUAACAAAAGAGAUAAAUACGGUAUGUAUGAUCGAGUCUAGCAUACAUGAAGUACUGGUAUACAUGUACAUGUUUAAGUACAUGGUUUUGAUGUAAAUUACUAAAAUGUGCUGAAAAUGCUCUUAUUUAAAAUCAUACUGUUCCUGGACAGUAAUAUAUUGAAUUUUGUAUUUGUGUGCAAUAUCUUGUAAUAAAGUAAUUCUAUCAGA